AUGGCUUCUAAAGAUGAAAUUCACGAAGGAAAGAAGAAGCGUUUAUUAAAGGGAGAAAUACCUCCUGGUUUGACUGAGCCUAAAAAGCACAAGCUUGACUUGCUUAAUAAGCCGGAUGUUCAGAUCCCAGGCUCAGAAGAAGAGGAAGCUCUGCAGUCAAAUCCAUUGGCUGACCUCCAGUCUUUUCAAGCGUCAUGUGACUUCCUGAAAAGUGCGAUCAAGGAGAUCAAAGAGUUGAAGAAGAAAAACACUGAUAGCUCUGCAGAAAUCACUUCUAUCAGAACAGAUGCCACAAUUCAUUUCAUUCACAUGAAGAAAUUGAACAGACUGGCUCAUUUUCGGUGUAGAAAAGUUCGCGAUAUCACUAAUGAGGCCAAGUACAAGAUUGACCAGUGUCACCUGCAGCUUCAGAACCUGCUGUACGAGGCCAUGCAUUUGGAGAAGGAGAUCACAAAAUGCAUGGAAUUUAAGUCCAAGGAUGAAGAGAUUGAACUGGUUCCUCUAGAGGAGUUUUACAAAAGUGCACCAGAUUCUGUUUCUAAACCAGAUGUGACUAGAAAGGAUGUUCAUCAGCAGAUGCUGUCUCGCCUGGAGUGGGAGCUGGAGCAGCGCAAGCAACUGGCUAUCAAGUUAUCUGAGACCAAAUCUGAAAAGGAGAAAAUAGCCCAGGAGAUCCAAUCCAAACAAGACUAUCUGGACACCUUACAGCCCAAACUGGCAGCUAUUCUCCAGGCAACUCGACCAGUCCAGGACUACCUGGACAUGCCCUACGACAGCAUCAUGGAGGAGCACCAGAAGGCCCAGCAUCUUCCGGUACCACUGUAUGUCUUGUACAUGCAGACUUCAGCGUACAAGGAGGCUUGCGACAAGAGCCUGAAGGUGUCCAUUGUGGGAGAUGUGGAUGCUGCCAAGUCGCUAAUCACGUUUACUUUUGAGCCAGAUGAAGAAUCAGACAGCGACCAGGAGGAACAAGAAAAGGCAGAUUCUAAGCGGCGCAAGAAGUCAACUGAAGUGAGGAACCUCGAGACAAAGAAUAGAAUACUAAAGAAGCAUCCUCUGUCUGUGGUUUUGGAUAUUACUAGCAAAGAUGGCGCAGAUCUACAGCUGACAUUUUGUUAUCUGCUGGCCUUGAACAUUAUCACUGUUAGUGUCAAGGUCACGCAGGAUCCUAGUAUUACAACUACUUCCAUCAGUGGCGGGGACCUGCUGUCUCCAGACCUGAUAUUGGAUGAGAUUUAUCCAAAUGACCAUGGUAAUGACUCCCCAAACGUGGCCAACCACUAUGAGCUGAAAAAACAUGGCCUGCAGGAACUGACCAGCUACAUUCCUGUCAUUGGGCAUCCUUACUUGUGGUGCCAGUGGAUGGGGGGUCUGCAGUUCCUCAACAGGGACCUGGACAAGGAGGACAGCGCUGGCAGAACUGACAGAGAUGAGGAGAAUAACUUAGCAGUGUCCAGGAUCGCGGCUGUGAGGGCUAAGCAUAGCAUCAGUGCUGCUAACAUGCAGAAGACAAUCUCUUUGCUUCGGGAGCGAAUGAAGGCUCGAAUCUGUUUGCUGCAAAUGCUGUUGUCUCUAGAAAGAGGCAUCAUCCCCCUGUCAGCUGACUCCAUGAAGAUGUUCCCAGCGAAGAUCAAUGCCCAGCUGACCUCCUGGAAGCGUUCUACUUUCUCAGACAUCCAGGUCCUCCCCCACGCUGAACGGUUCAUUAAGGCUGGCGUGAUCAGGGAGUCGGAUCUGAUUUUUACGGCUGUGAUGGAGCGAGGUUCGGCCAGGAUGACUGCCUAUGUGGUCCUGACAGCAGACUGUCCGCGGGUUCCACCACUGUUUGUUGUUGAUAUUAUGUGGCAGGCUCUGCGAACAGCCCUUACUGAUAUUCACAUCAUGGAAAUGGAAGAAGAGGUGAAUCUACAUUUUAAGGAGCUUCUGCGAGGCAAAUCACAUGACCACCUCCUGGCCAAUCAGCUUCAGAGGCUACUUAUGUGUUUUGACGUAUACCUGGAAACAGAUACGCCAGCAUCUUCAUUGGUUCCUGUGGAGAUCCCAAAGGAGAAGAUGAUGCCAAGGAUCUGUAGGGGACCAGCUCGCUCCAAGCCCUACAAAUAUGUACCAGAGUUAGGAAUCUUUACACACAGAUGUUAG
Molecule: messenger RNA, 2139 nt
Organism: Candidula unifasciata
Lineage: Eukaryota; Metazoa; Mollusca; Gastropoda; Stylommatophora; Geomitridae
Source: the annotation of a GenBank genome assembly